AGAUGUUUACGGAACUUGUUGGAACGGAAGCGGAAGCGCCUGUUUGGCGGGAGCAGAUGAAGAUGGACGCGCGCAGAGUGAAGCUGAAAGUGAGCGCGGGAUUUAAAAUGCGGGGAUUAAUCCUGCGACCGGAGUCCAGCCGCUUGCUGCUGCGGGUUCUGGAGUCCGUCACUGAAGCGGAUCUGGAGGAAGUUCUGGAGCGGAUCCUAGAUGCUGUCGAGAAACAACCGCUGGGGUCCAGUAUGGUGGAGCUGUCGGUGGUGGAGGCGGCGGUCCAGGACUGCAGUCAGGCGUGUGAUGAAACCAUGUGAGAAUCUCAUUAACAUCUGAACGCACUCACAGCGUUUGCUCUUGCACAGCGUUUUUCCCUCGGCAGCACAGAAAGAAAGAAAUUCGUACCCCGCAGCAUGACGAAUCAUCCGGUCCCUAAACUCUGCGGUCAGUCCAGAGAUAAAGCCGAGCUCUUCAGAGAGAGAUACACCAUCUUACAGCAGCGAACACACAGACAUGAACUCUUCACUCCUCCUGUUAUUGGUUCAGCUCCAGACGAAGGGAGGAACAAAUUCCAGCUGAAGACGGUGGAGGCUCUUCUGGGCAGCACAGCUAAAGUCGGAGAAGUGAUUGUUCUCGGCAUGAUCACGCAGCUUAAAGAGGGCAAGUUCUACCUGGAGGACCCCAGCGGCGCAGUGCAGCUCAACAUGUCAAAGGCACAGUUCCACAGCGGUCUUUACACAGAGUCCUGCUUCGUUCUGGCUGAAGGAUGGUACGAGGAUUCAGUGUUUCACGUCAACGCUUUUGGGUUCCCGCCCACAGAACCCUCUUCUUUCACCAGGGCUUAUUAUGGCAAUAUAAACUUCUUUGGCGGGCCGUCCAGCACUACGGUCAAAGCAUCGGCCAAACUGAAGCAGCUGGAGGAGGAGAACGAGGACGCCAUGUUUGUGAUCGUGUCAGACGUGUGGCUGGACCGUGUGGAGGUUCUGGAGAAGAUCCAAACCAUGUUCUCAGGCUACUCUGCCAUGCCGCCCACCUGCUUCAUCUUCUGUGGGAACUUCUCUUCAGCUCCGUACGGCAGACACCAGCUCCGCCUCUUAAUCAACAUUUACACACUUAACGACACUUUGAGCCGCCGCCUGGAUGAUUCGAGGAGGAGGAUUCCUUUCUUCCCGGAUGUUCACGAUCAAGUGGUGAAGUCGUGGUCUGCACCCCAGUCGGCACGCGUCCACUCUUCUACACAGGUCAUGUUCUCCCAUGUGGACGGGGCAAGGCACCAGUCUACGAACUUCGCUGAAAAAAACAGCUAUAGUGACCGGAGAGAUUCUUCACAAGUGUGCAUUCAGGAUGAUGACUCUGGAGCAGAUCCUGGCACAAAUCCGUCCCGGGGACUGAUUUGCAUCCGUAGAUCUGAAAGAUGCACACUUUCAUAUUUUCAUAUCCACAGACGCUUCCUGAGGUUUGCUUUCGAGGGCACAGCAUACUAG
Sinocyclocheilus rhinocerous is the source of this 1478-nucleotide messenger RNA. Its product is annotated as DNA polymerase epsilon 2, accessory subunit. The record is from RefSeq and is a predicted model, not a curated record. NCBI's taxonomy places the organism in Eukaryota, Metazoa, Chordata, Actinopteri, Cypriniformes, Cyprinidae. The transcript is spliced from 12 exons. Gene Ontology annotation, cellular component: epsilon DNA polymerase complex. Gene Ontology annotation, biological process: DNA-templated DNA replication; error-prone translesion synthesis. Gene Ontology annotation, molecular function: DNA binding.